CAAACAUAUUAUUAAUUGAUUGAUUACAAGUACUGCAACAUAACUAUUAUAAUAAUAAUAAUAAUGAAUACAAUAUUAAAGCCGAUGUCGUCGUCGGUACGGAUGAUACGGAAAACAGUUACUGCCGUUCAUGCGGUCAACUUGUUUGGCAGCGGCGGCGGUUGUGGCAAACGAUUGGCCAGCGAUUGGCAACUGUUGGCCGCAGUAUGUCUUCAACGAUUGCCACAGAUUGUACCCGAAAUGAAUUGGUUAGAGAAGAAGAUGGACACCGUAUUGAAGACCAUUGAACUGAACAAUAGUCUAUUGAGUGACCACGAAAUGAGACAUUUUGCCGAUAUAGAGCGGGCCAAACGUAUAGCUUCGGGCGACAAAGUGGACGAAAAAGAUUUGGACGCAGCGGCCAAACAAACGGCUCAGGAUUUUGAAGAGUUUUAUGUCAAACUCUACGACCAGUUUACGAAAUCAUCGAGAAUUACCCAGGCCGAUAUGACCAGCGAUAGGAAAUCGUUGGACAGGUGUCUGGAUAAACAUCUAAUGCUUGUAUGCAAACAACGAAUCGGCCAAACAGAUCAAUGGCUACUACCGCAGGCCAUCCAUACGGAUGGCGAAACUAUGCGCGAAACGGCCGAACGAGGGCUCAAACAGUUUACGGGACAACAACAACAGGAAAUUGAUGUGAAAUUUAUGGGCAAUAGUCCGUCGGCUGUCUAUUCGUACAGAUAUCCCACUGAUGUGACCAAUCGGUUACAACUAAAAGGAGCAAAGAUUUUCAUCUACAAAGCUAUUCAUCUGAUGGGAGAGUUUGUACCGAACGAUGAAUUGUGUUUGGAUUACGAAUGGCUUAAUCGUAAAGAAUUGGAUCAAUUAUUACCAGAAAAAUAUUGGAAAACAAUAGAAAAAUCAUUACUUAUUGAAGAGUUGGACAUCAAUGACAUAAUGUCGAGAAAUAAGUCUUUUAGUAGAAUUGUUAAGAAAAGGUUUUCAGUUUCACAAUAA
Messenger RNA from Oppia nitens, 996 nucleotides. RefSeq names its product 39S ribosomal protein L46, mitochondrial-like (gene mRpL46). Gene Ontology annotation, molecular function: structural constituent of ribosome. The record is from RefSeq and is a predicted model, not a curated record. The transcript has 3 exons. Gene Ontology annotation, cellular component: mitochondrial large ribosomal subunit. NCBI's taxonomy places the organism in Eukaryota, Metazoa, Arthropoda, Arachnida, Sarcoptiformes, Oppiidae. Bases 64 to 996 code for a protein of 310 amino acids.